CGUGAAGCCACAGGAUCAGCAACCCGACCAGUGAGUCUAGUUCGAGGAGUGAAACCGUUCUUCUUAUUUCCAGCCUCAACUCGCUCAGUGUCUGUUAAACCUUCCGUGUACCUCAACUCACCUGGCGAACCUGCGCAAAAGAUCAUAGUAUAAAACUUAAGUGUUCCAGAAACUCCCUGGUGUCCUCUUAAAUCAGCAGGUCAUCAAUUUUCGAAUUGUGCCGGUUUUCUAAAGCAAAAAAAAAAAAAGAAAAAGAAAAAAGAAAGUAAAUACAUACCAUCUGAGGCUCGUUUCGAAGACUUCAAACAGAGUUUAUAGUGUCCCAGAAAUAAGGAUUGUCCACAAAAGUGCAAACUACGGAAGUAGUCGAUCCAGAUUCUUCAGUGGGUAUACGCCAAGAGUUAUCGGAGAUAAAGAAAAGGAUGCUGAAGCAAUGCAGGGACGAUCACGAAGUCGAGUAUGCUUCAGUGAUUUGAAUUGGAAAGAACGUGGUAGAAGGAGGGGACGUCACUGGCAGACUUUAUUCUCAAAACGUGGAAGGGAAUUCACGAAAAACGGCGAACCUUUACGGCACCUAUUAUCAUCCGAGCUCAUACGCUUGCAGCCAGGGUCCACCGAGCAUUUACAACGGCUACCAGACGAAUGGUUACAUACCACAUCUACAAGAGGACUAUCGACCUAUAUACUUUUACGUGGCUCAACCCUAUACGAUACCCUAUACUUUUGCCAAAAGACCAAGACCAUCCCCUUUACAAAAGCCAAGAAAAGCAAAAAGUCAUUGUCGCGUCAAGUUCUCCAAGAAGUUAAAUACAGCGGAAUUCGAUCAGAAAGUCAAGCAAGGUGAAUUCUCCAAGAGUCUCAAUCAGGCGCACUUUGCACAAUCUCAGGGCCAAGUAAUUGCGAAUUUUUCGAAACCCGAACCAGUUUCAACUGAUCCUAGAAUGACGUCCAUGUUUCGACGGGGUACAAUAUUUGCGACAUUCUUCCUCUCUUUAAUUAGUGGGGGAUUAUUGUGUGGAGCAUUAGUAACACAACAUUGGAUUGAAGCCAAACCAUGGAUACCGGACGGACCCAAAAAUAGUGCUGGGAAAAUUCAUUUUGGAUUAUUGAAUGGCACAAAAGAGCUCAACUACGGUUAUGGAUGGAGAACUCAUCAUUUCUCCGUUUCCAAACUAAUUGAACAAGAUCCACUGGUGAUGUCAUGGGGCCUUUGGUUUGGAACUUUAGUGACAACAUGUGCAGCUUUAUUAGCUUCAGCACUUGCUGCACUUUUGGCUGUGUUAAAUACAGCUACAACACCGAGAAGUAAAAUAUUUUCCGUUCCCGGCAUUUACUUUAUCAACAUUUUGGCAUUAUUGUUGUGCGCCGCUAGUAAUGGCACAUGGUUGGCACAAUACUAUACAAAAUUAUAUGAAAACGUAUUACCGAAGGAGAACAUAAAUGAAAAAUGGACCAGUGAGGGAUCUGCAGAACUCGGUUAUUCUUUCUGGUUUGUGGUCUCUGCCGGUGUCGUUCAUCUCAUUAGCAUUGCUUUGAUCGGUUGGGGAUCUGGAAAAAAUAAGAGCGAUCGCCUGGAACCGAUUCCUCCUCUAGAAGAAAAGACUGCAGCCGCCAUAAUGCUUUACUAAUUUUUUUUUUCCCACUUUGACUAUCGUUGUUUUUUUUUACAAAAUAAUGAUUGUCUCUAAUUCGAUAUUUUUGAUAAAAAGUUUUUCACAAGAACUUUACGAAUUCAUCAAAAAUGAAAAUUCAAUUUAUACGUGUAUUCAAUUUAUUUAUAUUUAAAAAGACAAGCAUAGUGCUAUAUACGAGAAUGAAUUAAAAAAUAAGAAUAAAAAUCAACAUGUUUAAUAAGUAGUUAAGUAAAUUAUCAUACCGCUUAUUUAACUGCAGUUUCAUAGAAGAAUUCGCUAAGUUUGUCGCGGAAUAUAAAUUUUAAUAAAAAAUGUGCCUCUUCCUUAGUUUAUAAAACUAAUGUAAAUAGAAAAUGUGUGGAAGAUUUUUUUUUAUAUUCUUAUUUAUUAAAAGACAGACUAAUAGGUCGUACAAAUACAGUAUUUAUAGCUUCAUACGUA
Molecule: messenger RNA, 2075 nt
Organism: Leptopilina boulardi
Lineage: Eukaryota; Metazoa; Arthropoda; Insecta; Hymenoptera; Figitidae
Exons: 6
Coding region: 942-1628 (228 amino acids)
Source: RefSeq, a predicted model, not a curated record